CCUACAAAUAAAUAAUGGUGCCGUAAACCCUGCAACAAAUACUGCAUCUGCUAAGAUGAAAAUGCUAAAUUUUUGGUUUAAUUUGCUUCUUUCAGAUUUAAUUGACAUCACCAUGACAGAACAACCGGCCCAGGACCCACCAUGGUCCUCUGCUGCAUCGGUGCAGAUGCCUGAUACUCUGCAUGUUGACCUGCCGCAUGCUGAUCCACUGGAAGCCCGUUUUACCAUCUGCAAAUGUUUGACAGACAUGACCACAGAGCAUUGUGCGGAAAUGGAAGACAGCUUGGUGUCCUGUGAGAUGAUCACUAUAAUGGCCAAUUCUUGCUUGGAUAUUAUCCAGACUUUUGCAGAGGCAAUCGUGGAUGUCGUGAUACCACAGGUCUACAGAUACAAGAGAAUCUACGGCACCUUUACCCCGUCCGUCCUCGGUCUAACUGAGGACCGAAUCCACACCUACCUGGGGGAUUCUGUUGAACAGGGGCUGUCUAAUGCCCUGCAGAUCAACCUAGAGAAUUGUUUGGAUGCAAAAGAGUUCUCUCUGAUGCUUUCGAGACACAUUUCAGAGACGGUCAACUCAGUCUUGGCUUUGACCACUCUGACUUCCACCCCAGAGUCCAGACUCCCCGUGUUGUUUGUCACCAGUUGCCUGAUUUCCAAUGAAGACUUUUCAGAACUGGUUCGUCACUUUGCCAACGUACUGGUAGGAGCCAGCAAACCUCUGCGACGAGCUCAACAGAAGACUGAAGAUCAGCAGAGCCAGACUGUAGAAUCGGAGCUCAUUGUAUUUCAUUUUAGUAGCGAAAGUGACUUAACGACAUUGGUGAAGACUUACAUCACUCGCAUGGUGAAAGUCCUAAAAAGCUCUCAAAUGCCACACCGUGAUGUGAACUCUAGUAACCGCAGAGAUGUCUGUGUUAGAGUUGGCACAAACACACUAAUUUUGACUGUGGAAGACAGGGAAUCAGAUAGACAAAGGUCUGCCAUGCCUUCCCAUUGGGGUUUUGAUGCCAUACCAGGUGCUGUGCCUGACAGCGACGUCACCAAGUCCAGUUCUGAGAGUCCUCCCUUCAGUUCAGUGACGGUAAUCGCCGCAACGGAGGACCGUUCUGCUCCUUUAGGUCCCAGUGGGAUUGAGUCUAUUGAGAUCAUAGCUGACGAACUGGUACAAGAAAUUGUGCAAGAAAAUUUUCCAGGGGCAAAGGAGACAGACACUGUUCAAAAACUAAGGGAACUCACAGACAGGAUCUUUGACGUGGUAAUGAGUGGACAUGACUACCAGAUUCCGUCAGUGCCAGCCGGAACGCGCAUGUGUGACACUGUGACCUAUAGAAGGCUGAGGGAAAAGGACGUCACUGACCCAGGCAUUGUGGCUCACACCCUUUACUUGAGGACAGAGGAGGUCGCUGCUCGUUGUGCUGUGCAGGUUCUCCUGUGGCUCCAACUGUAUUCGGAGCUGCCGCUACAUCCAGAUUCAGAUUGGUUUGCUUUCAAUGAACUGUCUGACAAUUCUGACGAAGAGGCUGAUUGGCGAUAUGCAGCGGGAGACUACAUGGGAGUUCACUCUUCACUUUAUAGUUAUGGCUCUUAUGCCACAUCAAUGCCACUCAUUGAUGUAAUCCCUGAUACACCGGAUCCAACGGCGACACAGUUGGAGCAAACUCUUGUGCACAAAUCCGUGAUGACUCUGGUGGUUGGGGAGAUACUCAAUGUCAUCGGUAUUAGAGAUGAAACAACACUUUGGGACUUUGUAAUGAAAGCGGCUGUAGACCUUCAAGAUGUGGACCCUGAGCUGUACAACUACUUCCAGGCCUUCUUCAUGGGUCGGCAUUACAGAGACAUGUGCACGGCUACCGUCAGCGAACUCCUGUCGGAUUUUGGCACACUGCAAAAGCUGCAGGAGGCGGUGAGAUCAGGGGAUCCCAGGUUUGAGGCGGCUCUAAUGAGAGCAGUGAGGAAACAGUGGGAAAUUAUCCCGCCUCACAGAAACACAGCCAAGAAGACAACCUGUGGUUUCUUCAAGAAAUUUAAAAAACUGUGCUGCAAAAAAAGGAGGUCUAGCGAGAUCCAGCAUGUCACUUCUCUGACCAGGGACCAGGACGGCAGCCAGUUUGAGGACCAUGUGACUAAUGAAGAACCUCUGAAAGACAAUACAGAGCACGGGCAGGGUCCAACCAUGAGCAAGAUGGCUGCUUUCGUCAGGCACAUGUGCAGAAGGACAACAAAGAUGUGUUGCUCCAUUGCUAAAGCACCGGGCAGACCAUUCGCCUGUUGCCUCCGCCCAGAGAGCCAGUGAGGCUUCGGGGCUGUGGGGACUUUGGAUCUAAUAAUAAUAAUAAUAAUAAUAAAUUGGACUUAUAUAGUGCCUUUCAA
Messenger RNA from Sebastes umbrosus (honeycomb rockfish), 2370 nucleotides. RefSeq lists its product as uncharacterized. The transcript has 3 exons. The coding region runs from base 56 to 2293 and encodes 745 amino acids. The record is from RefSeq and is a predicted model, not a curated record. Lineage: Eukaryota; Metazoa; Chordata; Actinopteri; Perciformes; Sebastidae.